Messenger RNA from Spodoptera exigua (beet armyworm), 3081 nucleotides. The record is from the annotation of a GenBank genome assembly. NCBI's taxonomy places the organism in Eukaryota, Metazoa, Arthropoda, Insecta, Lepidoptera, Noctuidae.
CUGGCAACAAUGUCAUUAACCAAAAAGAAGAAAACACGUUAAACUUGACGUGGACUAAAGUAGCUGGCUCACUGUAGUGAAGUUAAAUUUAUAAGAUUUUAAUUAUUCCACCCUGUUUAAAGCGCAGUGAUACUAUAAAAUAAAUAUUCUAGAUGUUAGCUUGUUGAAAGAAAAUGAUUUUAAACAUAAAAAUGUUUGGGGUGUUAAGUGUGUUUCUGUUACCAUUACUUUUAAGUCAAGAAACGGAAGCCGCGGCUGUAAUAUCCAUUGAUUUGGGUUCAGAAUGGAUGAAGGUCGGUAUUGUGUCUCCUGGAGUUCCUAUGGAGAUUGUGCUAAAUAAGGAGUCAAAGAGGAAGACACCAGCUGUUGUGGCAUUUAGGGAUGAUGUGAGAACUUUCGGUGAAGACGCUGUCACUGUUGGCGUGAGAUUCCCGAAGAAUUCUUAUAAGUAUUUGCUGGAUCUACUUGGAAAGCCUUUUGACCACCCAUUGGUGCAAGCUUACAGAGAGAGAUACCCAUACUACGAGAUGGUUGCAUCAGACCGAGGCACACCUCUGUUCAUUCAUGAUGACAAGACAAAGUUUACUCCUGAGGAGCUGGUAGCACAACUUUUGGCCAAGGCUAAAGAUUUUGCUGAAAUCAGUCAUGGUCAAACAAUCACAGAGUGUGUAAUCACAGUGCCGGGUUACUUCAACCAGGCUGAACGUCGCGCUCUGAAGGACGCCGCUGCGCUCGCCGGCCUCAAUGUGCUGCAACUCAUCAAUGAUUACACUGCUAUUGCUAUUAACUACGGCAUAUUCAGGAGGAAGGAAAUCAAUGAGACAGCAUGGCAUGCUCUGUUCUUCGAUAUGGGUGCGGCCUCCACGAAGGCGGCACUGGUCGAGUACAAGACUGUCAAGAUAAAGGAGAAGGGUUAUGUUGAGACUGUACCUCAGUUACAAGUAUUGGGUGUUGGAUUUGAUAGAACUUUGGGAGGUCAUGAAAUGACCCUACGUCUCCGGGAGCACCUCAUCAAAGCUUGGGAAGCGAAUGGAGGUGGUGAUGUAAGGAAGUCCCCUAGAGCGAUGGAGAAACUGCUCUUAGAAGCGGAGAGGCUUAAGAUCAUUCUAUCAGCCAACACAGAAUUCUAUGCACAGAUUGAGAGCCUACUUGAUGAUAAGGACUUCAAACAACUGGUGACCAGAGCAGAAUUCGAGGAGCUAUGCUCAGACCUGUGGGAGCGUGUAUCAGGAGUAGUACAGCGCGCUAUAGCGGCCGCGGGUGGGGCUGGCGCAGGUGCUCGCCUCGUCCUCGCUGGUGGCGGGUCCCGUGUACCCGCUGCACUCAAAGCUCUCACUGAUGCCGUUGGACACGACCCUGCUCGCUCUAUUAACGCUGAUGAAGCUGCCACCAUGGGUGCUGUUUACAGGGCGGCCUCUCUUGCUACCGGUUACAAAGUAGCGCCUCUGAACGUGCGUGACGCUGUUCUGUUCCCCAUCCAAGUAACUUUCACUAGGAACAUCGACGGUAACGACAAACUGAUUAAGAGGACUCUGUUCGGCCCCAUGAAUCCUUACCCACAAAAGAAGGUUAUCACUUUCAAUAAACACACAGACGAUUUCGACUUCCACGUCAACUAUGCUGAAUUAGACCAUAUUCCUUCCAAUGAACUCCAAUACGUUGGUACCUUGAACCUUAGCCAGGUUGUUCUUAACGGUGUUGGUGCGGCUCUGGCUAAACACACCGGCGAAAAUGUAGAACACAAGGGAAUCAAAGCACAUUUCAAUUUGGAUGAUUCUGGCAUACUUAACUUAGUCAAUGUCGAAUUUGUUGCUGAAAAAACUGUAGCUGAGGACGAAGAUCAAGACAGCACAUUAUCUAAAAUUGGAAGCACUAUCAGCAAGCUCUUCGGAUCUGAUGCCGAAACUCCCGAGAAGGCUGAAGAUAAAUCUGAGGAGAAACCACAAGAGGAAGAGGCUAACAAAGAAAAGAAAGAAGAAGACGCCAAGAAAGUAAACCAAACAGAGGGCGAAAAGCAAAACGCAACCGAACCCGAAGCUAAACCCAAACCUAAACUCGUCGUACUUAAGGAACCUAUUAAAUCUCAGGAGACACUUCUUAACCUGCAACCAUUGUCUCCUGAACAGUUCAAGAACUCAAAGGCUAAGAUUACUGAGCUGAACACCAUUGAUAGGAAACGCAUCGAAAGAGAAACUGCUCUCAACAAUCUGGAGGCGUUUGUAGUAGACGCUCAAAUGAAGAUGGACAUGGAUGAGUACUCUGAAUGUGGAACUGCAGAACAGAUUGAAGAAAUUAAGAAACUGUGUAGUGAAACCUCUGAAUGGUUAUACGAGGAUGGCUACGAUGCGGCCACAGAAAUGUUCGAAGCCAAGUUAGCCACUCUGAAGGAUAAGACCAGCCCAAUCUUCUACAAACAUUGGGAGCACAGGGAGAGACCCGACGCUAUUUCGGCCCUCCGUAGCAUGUUGAACAGCUCUCGGGAAUUCCUCAAAAUGGCAAAGAACUUCACCAAAGACGCUAACCCAGAGAAAGAUGUAUUCACAGAUGUGGAAAUAAACUUAUUAGAGAAGAAGAUCGAUGAGACUACAACUUGGCUCAGCACUUCUAUUAAGGAACAAAAGGCUCUCAAAAAGAACGAGGAUAUCAAGUUGACUGUAGAGAGUAUCAGGGAAAAAAUGGCGAGCUUAGAUAGGGAGAUGAAGUACUUAUUGAAUAAGAUGAAGAUAUGGCGACCUAAGAAACCGGUUAAGAAGGAAUCUGAAAAUAAAACUGAAGAGACUGUUAUUGAGCAGAAUGCUGAGUCGGAGGCUGGAGAAGAGAAACAGGAGAAAGUAGGAGAGACACAAGAAGAGGCUCCAGCGACAGAAAAAGUUGAAAGUGAGAGUGAGACUACAGAACCACCGCUGCAACUGUCCGACGGCCAAGACGAACAUUCCGAGUUAUAAUCACCGCGUGAAGUAACUUAAUGUAUUAGUUUAAUUUAUUUUUUAUUUAAUUGACUGUGUGGCUUGUUUGUUUUGUUGUAUGUGUGGUGUUACUAAGUAACAUGUAAAUUUUUGCAUUUAAAUCUUUAGUCCAUCC